Molecule: messenger RNA, 996 nt
Organism: Musca vetustissima
Lineage: Eukaryota; Metazoa; Arthropoda; Insecta; Diptera; Muscidae
Product: serine-rich adhesin for platelets-like
Exons: 1
Coding region: 1-996 (331 amino acids)
Source: RefSeq, a predicted model, not a curated record
AUGGCGGAUAUCGUUUAUCUAGCUCCAGAAUAUUUACCGCCGUUUCCAUAUUUUACAACCGCCUAUAAAACUGCCGAUAGCUCUUCAUUUUUUGCAUCUGAUUCGAGUUCUUUCUCAUCGGAUUCUAGUUCUAUAGAAUCUGCUCGGGAAAGUUCUUUUAGUGAUUUUGAAAAAUUAAAUGAUGUUGAUGCUUCGCCAAAAGACUCUAGUUCUGUUGAAAGUGCUCCGCAAAGUUUUACUAGUGAUUUUGAAAAAUUAAUUGAUGUUGAUGCUCCGGCACUGGAUACUUCUGGCAUCGAUUCAUCUAGUCCCGACAAUUCAAUUAGUUUUUCCACCAAAAUGAAUGGCAACUCCAAUGAAAGUUCUGAAGCCAUUUCCGGAGCCGAGGAUACCAGUUUUUCUAUUUCUGAUAUUAUACCUGAGCCAGGUUCAUUUUUAGCCAGUUUGUCAAGAGGAGGAUCGUCCUCUGCAGAUUCUACAAGCAGCAUUGUCUCAAGUUCGUUUGAUCAGGAAGCUUCAACGUCAUCUGACGAUGAAAACACUGCAUCAACGACCUCCGAACAAGUUAAUGGUUCAAUAGCUUCCUCAUCUGAAGAUACUGGUUUCUCGACUUCAGCAAUUUUCUCGAAUUCUGAUUCAUUAGAUACAGAUUCAUCGGUUGCAGAAAAUAUAUCCACAUCGUCUAUAAGCUCAUCGGAACAGGAAGCUACCAAAACAUUUGUUACAGAACAAGCAUCUUCGGAAGCCGUAACAUCAUCUGCUACAACCGCUAACAAAAAUUCCGCAAAUUCGGAUAACUUAUCGGAGUUUUCGAGCAGAUUUACUGAUUCAAAUAUCUCACAGUCCGCAACCAUAUCAACUGGAUCAUCUUCCUCUUCCAUAUCGGCAAGUUCAAGUGAUUCUGGAUUACGGGAUUCGGCUCCAUCUAUAACGGUAUCCAGUAAUUCCGACAAUAUUGGCACGGUAUAUGCUGCUGGUGGCGGUUAUAUUUAUUAA